CCCCCAGGGUUGUGGCCACGCGCAGCGGCGGCGGUUGUUCCGCUUCCCCUCUGGCCUGGGCCGUCGCCAUUGCCGAAGGCUCCCUACCCUCCCUUCCCGGCGCCCGCGGGGCUCGGCUGCCGCCCGGCCUAGCAAUAACAGCAGCUACGUUCCAGCGCGGUUCCUCUUCCCGCCCCGCUUCCCUUUCCCUCCCCUCCCGGCCCCGUGUCGCGCGCUUGCUCGGGGCGGCUCCUGAGCUCGCCGGGAGCUCGGCCGGAGGCUCCUCGCUGGGGCGGGGACCUUUCCUCGCUUGGGGAAGUAAGAAGAAAGAGAAGGAAAGGCCAGAAAUUUCUCCUCCAUCUGAUUUUGAGCACACCAUCCAUGUUGGCUUUGAUGCUGUUACUGGAGAAUUCACUGGCAUGCCAGAACAGUGGGCUCGAUUAUUACAGACUUCCAAUAUCACCAAACUAGAGCAAAAGAAGAAUCCUCAGGCUGUGCUGGAUGUCUUAAAGUUCUAUGACUCCAACACAGUGAAGCAGAAAUACCUGAGCUUUACUCCUCCUGAGAAAGAUGGCUUCCCGUCUGGAACACCAGCACUGAAUACCAAGGGUUCGGAAACAGCAGUAGUAACAGAAGAAGACGAUGAUGAUGAAGAGACUCCUCCUCCUGUUAUUGCCCCACGACCAGAUCAUACAAAAUCAAUUUAUACACGGUCUGUAAUUGAUCCUAUUCCUGCACCAGUUGGUGAUUCUAAUGUUGAUAGUGGUGCCAAGACUUCAGACAAACAGAAAAAGAAGGCCAAAAUGACAGAUGAAGAGAUUAUGGAGAAAUUAAGAACUAUUGUAAGCAUAGGUGACCCUAAGAAAAAAUACACAAGAUAUGAAAAAAUUGGGCAAGGGGCUUCUGGCACAGUUUUCACUGCUACUGAUGUGGCAUUGGGACAAGAGGUUGCUAUUAAGCAGAUUAAUUUACAGAAACAGCCAAAGAAGGAAUUGAUCAUUAAUGAGAUUCUGGUGAUGAAAGAAUUAAAGAAUCCCAACAUAGUUAACUUCUUAGACAGUUACCUGGUGGGAGAUGAAUUGUUUGUGGUAAUGGAGUACCUUGCUGGGGGAUCACUUACUGAUGUUGUAACAGAGACCUGCAUGGAUGAAGCACAGAUUGCUGCUGUAUGCAGAGAGUGUUUACAGGCAUUGGAGUUUUUACAUGCUAAUCAAGUGAUCCACAGAGACAUCAAAAGCGACAAUGUGCUUUUGGGCAUGGAAGGAUCUGUUAAACUUACUGACUUUGGUUUCUGUGCCCAGAUCACCCCUGAGCAGAGCAAGCGAAGUACUAUGGUUGGAACGCCAUACUGGAUGGCACCAGAGGUGGUUACACGGAAAGCUUAUGGCCCUAAGGUUGACAUCUGGUCUCUGGGUAUUAUGGCUAUUGAGAUGGUAGAAGGAGAGCCUCCAUACCUCAAUGAAAAUCCUUUGAGGGCCUUGUACCUGAUAGCGACUAAUGGAACCCCAGAACUUCAAAACCCAGAGAAACUUUCCCCAAUAUUUCGGGAUUUCUUAAAUCGAUGUUUGGAGAUGGAUGUGGAGAAAAGGGGUUCAGCCAGAGAAUUGUUACAGCAUCCCUUCCUGAAACUGGCCAAACCAUUAUCCAGCUUGACACCACUGAUCAUGGCAGCUAAAGAAGCAAUGAAGAGUAACCGUUAACAUCAUUGCCGUGGCCUCAUAUUCUUUUUUCCAUUUUCUAAAAGAAGUCUUUUAAUAUAUGAAAAAUAUUAUUCUUUUGGGGUUUAAAGAAAUGGUCUACAUAACAUGGAGGAAAAAAACAAGCUACCAUUUCCUGAAGACAACCAAGAAAAAAUUGCAAAACAGAAUGACAACUUUCUAUUGAAUCCCUUCUUUAGGGUCCAAAAGGAAUUGUGGACUGAAUCACUAGCCUACGUCUUUCAGCAGAAAGCCCAUCAGGGCCAUUUAUCAUGCUUGAGAUUUGCAUUUUAUUUUGCUGACUUCAUUAUAAUAGAUCCCAUUCAUUGUCCCUUUUGGGGUAUUUUCAGUACUUGAAUGGCAGAUUUGAGUUUUGCAGAGUAUGUGUUUUAUCUGCUAGUCUUCUUUUCUCUCUUCUUCAUAACUUUCUUUUCCUUGACUUGCUCCUUUUGAGUUGCUUUGAGAAAUGUUUCUUAUGCCUAAAUUGGAGGCAAGUGUGAUAGAAAUUUUGUAGCUCCUUAUAUUGGCAAAGGAGUUCAAUAUGGUUUAACUUUGUAUAGAAGUUAGAACCAGCUAUUGUUACAUGUAAUAUUUCAGUUCAGAAUUUGAACUGAAGGAAGGGAAGAAAAGUAUGUGAUUUUUACCUUUUUUAACAAAUGUGAAAGAACCAGUUUUAAAAAUUUCAUAAUAGUGAGUUGUUUGGCAUUUGUUACAUGUAUAGAGAGAAGACUAAUAAUCUAUAUUUAUAACUAAAUCAUUGAAACAGAAAAAGAAUCCCAUUGACUCUACUUUCUUACACUUUCGUUUUCCUUUCUAUGUCCUCUUCAGAUUUGGCUUCAGGACUUUGGUUUGUGCCGCUACUUUCCCCUUCCCUCUUUUUUUCCCUUCAUUUUGGAAAUAAGUUUCUGUAUAUGUUGUAAUUUUAGCUAGUUUGUUUUUUAAUUAACCCUUUCUCACCCUACUCCUCCCCCCCCCUUCCCAUGGUAAAUAAUAUAAUAACCAUUGAAUUUUCAGAAUUUAAAAGUUAACCUUUUUUUUUCCAUUUAAAGGUAAAAAAUAUUUGGAGCUAGCAGAGACAAAGUGAGAGGCUUGAACCUUGGUGAGCUCUAAAAUAGAUAAGAUUAUAUUCAUGAAAGAGAAAUGUCAGUUACUUAGAGAUGCAGCUUCUGACCAGUAAACUGUAGAGAUUUGUUAUAAACAUUGUUCCCAGCCCAUUACCAACAUUUUUACUGUCUGUGAGAACUUAAGUGACAAAGUACUUCUUGGUAAAUUCAUGGGUCAUUUGAGAUGUUGAGUUACUUUAGAUUUUUUUCAAAUAAGUAAAUAAUAUUCAUGUAAAAAACUGGAGAAAGAAAGAGUAAUGAAAUGUGCUUGUUGAUAGCAAUACAUUUUUUAUUUUAAAGAUUUAAAAAAGGUCUGUGACCUGUAGCAUUAAUUAUUAGAGUGCCCUCUCUUCUCCCUUCCCCUCCUCUCCUCUUCUUCUCUCAUCAUUUUAAUUGUUUGGCUUUUGGAGGCAGUAUUGUCCCUUCUGACAUGCCAAGAGCCACGUGAAAGAGAAAAAUAUGUGCUUUAGUUCUGGCUUUUUGUUCCCACCAUUCGCUCCUAAUUGACUUCACACCUACUUGCCAUCCUGCAAUAGUACAAAUCAUGAAUAAAAAUAAUUUUGAUGUUUUGGAGUACAUUAGGAGAACUUAAUAUGAGUUUUAUUUCCUAUCAUUCCCAUCAUGUCUGUGUUAAGAUACAGGUAUAAGGAUAGAAAUGGCUGGUGGGGUUUGUUUGUUCUUUUAAUUGGUAAUGCAGGAAGGUAUUCACGAAAAUAAGUAAGAUAAUUAGUGAAACUUGUAUCUAGAGCACUUAAUAGUCUCUGUUUUCAAUUUGAUUCUUGAUUUCAUUUUUCUCUGGAUUAUAUUGGCCUUCUACAGCUAUUACUAAAUUACUUUACAGAAAUAAGCUGGUUUAUUUCUGGUGGAAAGCUACAGUGUCUCUUGAGUUCCAGAUUUGAACAUUCUUUGUAAAUAGUUGUCUGGAUGGAUUAUGAUAAAGAAGAUGCUACCAAUGAAAUAGAAAAUCAACUAGAUGGUAUAAGACUGUGAUCCUCAUGACCACUCUAGAAGGCACUUCCAUGCGUAAGUCAUAAAGGUCAUAUUCACUGAAUGCAGUGCCAAUGCCCCAUUUUUAUGCCUGUGACUCAACAAAGGUCUUUUCAGUUUAUAGAAGCAGUUUGGGGUUUGUAUUUACAACUUCCUUGAUGGUUACCUGCAUGUCCAUUGCUGGCAACGGACUUUGUCAUUAAAACCUGACUCCUAGGUUAAGGGAGCUACGCUGUGGUUUAUUCUUUACUUACUUGGAUAAACUAACUUGUAAUAGAAAUGUACUUUGGUUAAUUCUGAAAUGUGUCAAUUAUUGAAUCUUAAUCUUAAAAGCAAUACAGAAUUGUGAUUUAUUAAUUUUAAAUUAAAAUGUUCACAUGUUGUUGCAAGAAAAAUUAUAUCUGAAUCAAGA
Molecule: messenger RNA, 4178 nt
Organism: Balaenoptera acutorostrata (minke whale)
Lineage: Eukaryota; Metazoa; Chordata; Mammalia; Artiodactyla; Balaenopteridae
Gene: PAK2
Product: p21 (RAC1) activated kinase 2
Exons: 14
Coding region: 399-1679 (426 amino acids)
Biological process (GO): regulation of MAPK cascade; regulation of axonogenesis; intracellular signal transduction
Cellular component (GO): cytoplasm
Molecular function (GO): ATP binding; protein serine/threonine kinase activity
Source: RefSeq, a predicted model, not a curated record